UGCGAACGCUGGCUCUAACGGUCAUAUGUUCUGGAACGCCAUUGUACAGCAUGCUUAUCCACGGCAACCUUCUGUUUGCUUCAUUCCGCGUGAGACUUCGCCGCGGACGGACGUUCCUUUGAGAGCUCCGCUGUCUCAUUGUUCUACACUUACGAUCCAAGAUUCAAAGAUGUCUGCCAGUUCUGUGUCGCCUGUGGACGCUAAGGCAAUCGCAGGGAGACUGCUUCACCGGCGCAAGGCCUGGCGGAAGCUCUGGGAGAAGCAGGCAAAGCGGCUACCCGUGAUGGACAGACCCUUCAAAGCCGUCAAGCCCACUUAUCUCUUUCAGGAAGGACCCAGCCCAGCCGAGGAGAGCCCAGCCGAGGAGCAGAGCCCAGCCGAGGAGCAGAGCCCAGCCGAGGAGCAGAGCCCAGCCGAGGAGCAGAGCCCAGCCGAGGAGCAGAGCCCAGCCGAGGAGCAGAGCCCAGCCGAGGAGCAGAGCCCAGCCGAGGAGCAGAGCCCAGCCGAGGAGCAGAGCCCUGCCGAGGAGCAGAGCCCAGCUGAGGAGCAGAGCCCAGCCGAGCAGAGCCCAGCCGAGGAGAGGCCAGUCGAGGAGAGCCCAGCCGAGGAGAGCGAGGAGAGCCCAGCCGAGCAGACCAGCAGCGAGGAGGAUGAUGCCAACUACGACGGAGAUGAUGAAGAAGACAGCAGCGAGGAAGAAGAUGACAGCAGCCGUGUUUCAGGUUCCCGGAGGAAGUGGUGGAAGAGACUCUUCUGCUGCUGCUGCAGGCAAGAGGACACGGAGGAUGACUAGAAAAUGCGACACCGGGAAGAAGAUAGAAGACUUAUAAAGAUUUAUUUUCAUAAAGAACUUAAAGCGCUAUUGUAUAGUAUAAGAUUAGACGCUAUCUGUAACAGAGUGGGUUGUAAGUUAUUCAAAUGUGUAUCGGGUGAAUAAAGCUUUGUCGGAAUACUGAAUAGCA
Branchiostoma floridae (Florida lancelet) is the source of this 962-nucleotide messenger RNA. Its product is annotated as fibrous sheath CABYR-binding protein-like. Bases 26 to 793 code for a protein of 255 amino acids. The transcript has 3 exons. The record is from RefSeq and is a predicted model, not a curated record. Lineage: Eukaryota; Metazoa; Chordata; Leptocardii; Amphioxiformes; Branchiostomatidae.